AUGGGCCUGAUCUGGCUCCUGCUGCUCAGCCUGCUGGAGCCCGGCUGGCCCGCCGCGGGUCCCGGGGCGCGACUGCGGCGCGAUGCGGGCGGCCGCGGCGGCGUCUACGAGCACCUCGGCGGAGCGCCCCGGCGCCGCAAACUGUACUGCGCCACCAAGUACCACCUCCAGCUGCACCCGAGCGGCCGCGUCAACGGCAGCCUGGAAAACAGCGCCUACAGUAUCCUGGAGAUGACGGCGGUGGAGGUGGGCAUCGUGGCCAUCAAGGGGCUCUUCUCCGGGCGGUACCUGGCCAUGAACAAGAGGGGGCGGCUCUACGCUUCGGAGAGCUACAACGCCGAGUGUGAGUUUGUGGAGCGGAUCCACGAACUCGGCUACAACACGUACGCUUCGCGGCUCUACCGCACGGCGCCCGGAGGCCCCGGGGCGCAACGCCAGCCCGGCACCGAGAGACUGUGGUAUGUGUCCGUGAACGGCAAGGGCCGGCCCCGCAGGGGCUUCAAGACGCGCCGCACCCAGAAGUCCUCCUUGUUCCUGCCCCGCGUGCUGGACCACAAGGACCACGAGAUGGUGCGGCUGCUGCAGAGUGGGGCCGGGCUCCGGGGCGGGCGGCCCGGACCCCCCGGCAAGGGCCCCCGGUUCCGGCGGCAGCGACGGCUGCCGAGGAAGCGGAGCUGGCGAGGCGGCGCGUAG
This is a messenger RNA of Lontra canadensis (Northern American river otter), 693 nucleotides long. RefSeq names its product fibroblast growth factor 3 (gene FGF3). The record is from RefSeq and is a predicted model, not a curated record. Gene Ontology annotation, molecular function: fibroblast growth factor receptor binding; growth factor activity. The coding region runs from base 1 to 693 and encodes 230 amino acids. Gene Ontology annotation, biological process: positive regulation of gene expression; positive regulation of cell population proliferation; fibroblast growth factor receptor signaling pathway. Gene Ontology annotation, cellular component: cytoplasm. NCBI's taxonomy places the organism in Eukaryota, Metazoa, Chordata, Mammalia, Carnivora, Mustelidae. The transcript has 3 exons.